AGUGAUUCUUCCAGUGUUGGAUCCAAGAAAGAAAUCCAGGAAGCGAAAGCUCCCAGUCCUUCCAUAAAUCGGCAAACCAGCAUUGAAACUGAUAGAGUCUCUAAGGAGUUCAUAGAAUUUCUCAAGACCUUCCACAAGACAGGACAAGAAAUCUACAAACAGACCAAGCUGUUUUUGGAAGGAAUGUAUUGUAAAAGGGAAUUGAGCAUUGAGGAGCAGUCAGAGUGUACGCAGGACUUUUACCAGACUGUGGCUGAACGGAUGCAGACUCGUGGAAAAGUGCCUCCAGAAAGAGUUGAGAAGAUAAUGGACCAGAUUGAGAAGUACAUCAUGACACGCCUGUACAAACAUGUGUUCUGCCCAGAGACCACUGAUGACGAGAAGAAAGACCUUGCCAUUCAAAAGAGGAUUAGGGCCUUGCACUGGGUUACUCCUCAGAUGCUCUGUGUCCCUGUUAAUGAAGAAAUUCCAGAAGUGUCUGAUAUGGUGGUGAAGGCAAUUACAGAUAUCAUUGAAAUGGACUCGAAGCGGGUACCUCGAGAUAAGCUGGCCUGUAUCACCAGGUGUAGCAAGCACAUAUUCAACGCCAUCAAGAUCACUAAGAAUGAGCCGGCAUCGGCCGAUGACUUCCUGCCCACCCUCAUCUACAUCGUGUUGAAGGGUAACCCGCCGCGCCUGCAGUCCAACAUCCAGUACAUCACGAGAUUCUGCAACCCCAGCCGCCUGAUGACUGGAGAGGACGGCUACUAUUUCACCAACCUGUGUUGUGCUGUGGCUUUCAUUGAGAAGUUAGACGCCCGGUCACUGAAUCUAAGUCAGGAGGACUUUGACCGAUACAUGUGUGGCCAGAGUUCACCCCGGAAACAGGAAGCCGAGAGCUGGUCUUCUGACUCUUGCUGGGGUGUGGAGCAGAUGUACAAGAACUUGGACCUCCUGUCUCAGUUGAAUGAGCGUCAGGAAAGGCUCAUGAGUGAGGCCAAGAAGCUGGAGAAAGACUUAAUAGAUUGGACGGAUGGGAUUGCAAAAGAGGUACAAGACAUUGUGGAGAAAUACCCACUUGAAAUUAAGCCUCCGAGUCAGCCCUUAGCAGCCAUUGACUCUGAAAACGUGGAGAAUGACAAACUACCUCCACCCUUGCAACCUCAAGUGUAUGCAGGGUGAGGGGCUUCGUGGAUGGUACUUCUGGACCUGAGUGUUGGGGUCUCUGCACAGGUUACCAGGUGGAUCCAGAAUAGAGCUUUCUCACUUAGGUGUCAGGGCAUUUUCAAGGUACAGUUGUGGGGAUCAUUUGUUUUUCUUUCUGCAGGGGAGGUAUAGUAAAUAAUAAAUCGCUAUUUAUUUGAGUCACUGAAAUGCACUCCUUUUUAGGCUUCUAUGAGGGUUUUGUCACUGUGCUUCUGUGAUAGCCUUGACUGGGCUUUGGCUCUGGGUGGGACACUGCUGUUAAAGGCAAGGAGAAAUCAUUGCUCUACUAAGGAUAUGUGAAAGGCACUUGAUGUUACCACCCUCCCACAGUUUGAAAUAAUUUUCUAAUUGUAAAGACAGAAGAUAUAUCAAUAAGUAAAUAUGUAAAAUUAUAAAUAUGCUUAAAAAAAGAAAACUACUCAUUGGUGUCAUGCAUACGUUCUCUGUGUUAAUUAUUUUUUCAGUUUGAUGUAUACUGAGUAUUUGCCUUCAGCAUUAAUUCAUGUCAUUGGUCCACGGAAAUGAAUCAAAAAGUAUUUAGACAUAUUCCCUCCUAAAACAUGGACUUUGUCUUUAACCUUAACUUUGAGAUACUGUGUAGUCAGAGGUUAAAAAUUCAGAAUAAUAAUUUUAGGUCACAUAGAGUUACUGUUCAUCUCAGCCAAGGGAGGAUUUGAAUUAUGCUUCUGACAUCUUUUCCCCUGUUCAUUCACUAUUCUCUUUUGGUAAUUUUGGGUUUUCAAAGCAGAGUCUUGCUAUGUAGCCCUGUCUGACCUUGGACUUGUGGUCCUCCUGCCUCAGCCUCCCGAGUUCUGGGGUUGCAGCAGGCAUGUGGUAUCCAGCCUGGCUCAUUUUUUCUUUUUGCUGGUUGUGGGGCCUGAACUCU
Molecule: messenger RNA, 2071 nt
Organism: Dipodomys ordii (Ord's kangaroo rat)
Lineage: Eukaryota; Metazoa; Chordata; Mammalia; Rodentia; Heteromyidae
Gene: Rabgef1
Product: RAB guanine nucleotide exchange factor (GEF) 1
Exons: 9
Coding region: 184-1161 (325 amino acids)
Biological process (GO): vesicle-mediated transport
Cellular component (GO): endocytic vesicle; cytosol
Molecular function (GO): small GTPase binding; guanyl-nucleotide exchange factor activity
Source: RefSeq, a predicted model, not a curated record